Phialemonium atrogriseum is the source of this 1943-nucleotide messenger RNA. RefSeq names its product cytochrome P450 family protein. Bases 205 to 1827 code for a protein of 540 amino acids. Lineage: Eukaryota; Fungi; Ascomycota; Sordariomycetes; Cephalothecales; Cephalothecaceae. The record is from RefSeq and is a predicted model, not a curated record. Gene Ontology annotation, molecular function: heme binding; monooxygenase activity; iron ion binding. The transcript is spliced from 4 exons.
AUACCUCCGCUGCGACCGCGGUUCCACAGCAUGGCUUAAUGAACGUAAAAGACGACCAUAGCCAAGCCGCUGGUCGCUUGGGACUGUCAAUAUCUGUCCAUCGCUCUUGAUCUCUCUUGCCAGAAAACUUCUUCUCUAGACACACAAGCCCCUUUUGGUUCUCAACACACCACACUUGCGCCCUGUUCGGCGGUUUCUUUCAACAUGAAGUCGACAUAUAGCGUGUCACUUGCCGCCUUGGUCAUCGCCUUGGUGGUGCGCCUCCUAAUGGUCGGGCGACGGCCCAAGAACUAUCCCCCGGGGCCUCCGACGUUGCCUAUCAUCGGGAACAUUCACCAAAUGCCUUCCAGAGAUGCUCACCUCCAAUUUGAGAAGUGGGCACGCCAAUAUGGCCCUAUUUACAGUCUCAUCCUGGGCACCAAGACCCUGAUUGUGCUGUCAUCCGACAAGGCCGUGAAGGAUUUGCUAGAUAAGAGAAGUGGAAAAUACUCCCAUCGACAGAGCAUGUACAUUGGACAGGAGUUAUGCAGUGGAAACCUACGCGUAUUGAUGAUGCAAUAUGACCAGCGAUGGCGUACUGCCCGGAAACUGAUUCAUGGACUCCUAAACGUGUCGGCCGCAAAGUCAUAUGUGCCCUACCAGGUACUCGAGAACAAACAGAUGCUCCACGAGAUGCUCACCCAGCCCGACCGAUUUCUGCACCACAUCCGGCGAUACUCGAACGCGCUGACGACAAGCAUGGUGUUUGGAUGGCGGACGCCCACAUACGAGGACGAGAAAAUGAAGCAGCUAUUCGAUGGCUUCUCCGAGUUUGCCGAGAUCAACCAGACCGGCACGGCGGCACUGAUCGACUUUUUCCCGUGGUUGAGAAAGCUACCCGACUUCGUUCUCACGGCACAGAAGAAAGCCAAGGAGAUGCACAAAAAAGAGAAGGCUCUGUACCGCAGCCACUGGCUGAAGGCAAAGGACGAAGUCCAGAGAGGCACCAUCAAGCCUUGCUUUUGCGAGGAUAUGGCCGCAGCGCAGAAGGCGGAAGGGAUUAGUGACGACCAGGCAGCCUACAUCUCGGGGACCCUCCUCGAGGCCGGAUCGGACACCACGUCAAGCACGCUGUACGCCUUUGUACAGGCCAUGUUGGUGUUCCCGGAGGUCCAGAAGCGCGCCCACGAAGAGAUCGAUCGGGUGAUUGGCCCUGACCGUAUGCCAACCAUGGAGGACGAUGUAGACCUGCCGUACAUCCGGGCGUGCAUGAAGGAGUCGCUUCGCUGGAUGCCGACGACAAUUCUGGGCGCUGUGCCCCAUGCAGUCACCCAGGACGACUGGUACGAGGGAUAUUUCAUCCCCAAGGACGCCGGUGUCAUGAACAACGUCUGGGCAAUCCACAUGGACCCCAAACGCCAUGCUGACCCCCGAACCUUCGACCCCGAGCGGUACAUCAAUGACACCCAGACUCUGGCGGAUUCCGCGGCGAACCCCGAUGCCAGCAAGCGCGACCAGUUCACUUUCGGCGCCGGGCGCCGCAUCUGCCCCGGCAUCCACGUUGCCGAGCGGAGUCUCUUCCUCGGCAUGUCUCGUAUGCUGUGGGCCUUCAAGGUCGAGCCCGUUCUGGACCAGGACGGCAAGCCAAUCAUCCCGGAUCACAACAAGCUGACGCAGGGAUUCGUCUGCAUGCCGGAGGAAUUCCAAGCCAAGAUUACGCCGAGGUCGCAGGCUAAGGCGGAUCGGGUGAUUCAGGAGUGGGAGGAGGCGGAGAGGGAAUGCUUGGACCCUGAGACGAAGCAGUGGAAAUACUCACCGGUGUUGGGAAGGAAUGGUGAGAAGAAAUGAUGUACAUUAGACAUUACCUGAGGCCCUCGUUCAGGGUGGUGCGAAUCCCCACGGGUCCGUGUAGUUGUAGUAUUAUUCAUUCAUAGGCAAGCUGGCAUGCUUACAUCUUACAUCCC